AUGGAGCGGAGGGAACAUUUAACCUUAACUUUCCACAGUCCUGAGGUUCCCAAAAUAAAGGGGGACCGGAAAUACCAAAGGCCUACCCUCCCUGCCAAAAAACAUCCAAGUGCCUCGAUGUCAUCUCAGAGGCGGCAGCAGCAUGUGGUUCAGACACACAUCUACAUCCGAAUGCUCUGUGGCAGCCUUUGUAGUUUUAGCCUCUUAAUGCUGAUCGGCAUGUCCCCACUGAACUGGGUGCAGUUCCUGGUGAACAGGAAUGGCCUUGAGCUCUACGCAGGACUCUGGACCUUAUGCAACCAUGAGCUGUGCUGGAGCCACACACCCAAGCCACCCUAUUAUCUCCAAUAUUCCAGGGCCUUCUUUCUCAUCUCUAUCUUCACCAUACUCAUUAGCCUUGGCUGGCUCUUCAGCUCUUGCCUCCCUAGUAGAGGAAGCAUGACCACCAACUUGGAUCUGAAGGUAUCCAUGCUCAGCUUCAUCUCAGCUACCUGCUUGCUCCUCUGUCUCAACCUGUUUGUGGCACAGGUUCACUGGCAUACUAGGGAUACCAUGGAGUCAGAUUUCCUAUGGACCUAUUAUCUUAACUGGUGCAGUGACUUCUUUUACACGGUUGCUGGGAUUAUCUUUCUUCUCAACUACUUUACUUCCAGAUCUCCUACCCAUGAUCAAAGUAUCACUGUGAUUCCAACAGAGAUAUCAAGGCUGGGGUUUGGUCCAGUGACUACAGUAUCACCUGCUAAAAAUGAAGGGCCAAGGUCUAAGAUGAAAUCUCAAAAUGUGAGACAGAAAAAUUUACCAAAGGCAGGACUGUGA
Molecule: messenger RNA, 816 nt
Organism: Saimiri boliviensis boliviensis (Bolivian squirrel monkey)
Lineage: Eukaryota; Metazoa; Chordata; Mammalia; Primates; Cebidae
Gene: TMEM202
Product: transmembrane protein 202
Cellular component (GO): plasma membrane
Source: RefSeq, a predicted model, not a curated record